CCGCCGCCGCCGCCGGCCCGCCUCUGCUCCUCCUUGGCGGGGAGGAGCCUCAAGAUGGCGGCGCCCCGGAGGGCAGCGUGACUCCCUCGGUUCCCGCGCGGCUUCGGCCCUCAGGGGAGCCGCGUCUCUCCACCCUCAGCACCAGGGCAAUGCACAUGAUUUUUGUUGAUGCCAGCAUGAUGCAAUAAGUCUGUCAGUGAACAGAAAACCAGUUUGGAUCAAAUUACGGUGUGGCGAAGAAAGAGGAAAGAUGGCAUCAAGAAGGAUCAGCUGACGGGGCAGAAAGGGCAUCAAAACUAGAUUAGCUGUUUUUGACUAAGAAGAUCAAACAAACUGUAAAGGAGGAAUGUAAAAAGCACUUAUGGGAACCUGCAGAACAAUAUGCUGCUUUUCUGGCUGCUGGCUGCACCAAACGAGUUAUUUUCUGCUUGGCAAUUAGUGAAGCAGCAGCAUCCCUAAAAGAAACAGAUGAACAUAUUCCGGCUGAGGGAACAAAACAUGCCAGCAUCCUUGAGAAAACUUCAUCAAAUGGCUCUUUAUCUGGCGGUUGUGUCUGGUGGAGGAAGUGCUCUUAUGUAUUACUACAUACAAAAGAAUUUUGCCAGAACACAGUACUAUCAGCAGGCUCUUGAGCAGCUUCAUAAAGACUCAGCCGCCCUGGAGGCACUUGGUGCUCCUCCUCUUGAAGUACAUUACAUCAGGCUGACUGACAAGACCAACUGUGUUGACAUGUCAAGAGCUCAGUUAAGGAUACCAGUAUCUGGAACAAAGUCAGCUGGUUAUCUUCAUGUCUGUUCAGAGAAGGACUUCACCCUUAACAGCUGGCGUCUGCAAGAAGUCACACUGCAGCUCCGUAAUGGCCAAAGUGUUCCAGUCUACCUAUCGUCACAGAAGGAUGCUUCUCAGCAGGAGAUGUAAAAAUUGGGAGCCAAAAGGCUUGGUCUGGACAUCCACAAGGGUCUGCUCUUAUGUAGAAGGAUAUUCUACCACAUAGGGCAUACCCAAAGCUUUUAGCUUUCAACAUCCUUUUGAAAAAAAGCUAUCCUCUGCAAAAAAUAUUGGGUGGCUUCCUGUAGCAACAGGUUUCUUCAACUUUAUCAAGGUAGCAUAGUAGGGGGUUUCCCUGUGCACAACCAGUUCUGGCCUUUUAGGUUCUGGUUACAUAAUAAAAGCCUUUUGAUCACAGGACAGAAUAAGACUCAUAUCUGUUCUGGAGGCUGCUGUGCAUUUAACAGAUGAGUUAUACACCUUUGGCUCUCCAGGUGUUACAGAACAUUCAAUUCUCAUCACCCCUGGCCAUUAGGCCAUGCUUUCUGGGUUUGGAAGACCAAAAGCUCCCCACACUUGCUUUAUAAGUAACAUUAAGGACAGUAUAGCACCAUCCCAUACAAAUGGCCCCUGGAAGCAAAGCCUAACUCAAAAAAAUAAGCUAGCUGAUUUGUUGCCAACAUAUUGCUACUUCAAGAGUGCAUGCCACCUUAAUCCUACACUAAUUCACAAAGCACAUGCUAUUUCAUAAAGUACAUGCCACUAUCCCUUUACUGUUAGAAAAAAAGCUGCCAACAAAAGAUGCUGCCUUGGGGGGGGGGAGUUUAAAAGUUUCACAAAGGUGAACUCAUUUAUUAACCACCUUAAUAUUUGAAUAUAUUACAGAGUGUGAACAAUUAAAGAUGUCACAUACAUUUUCCAAAUGACUAGAUAUUGCUCUCAUUGUUAAUUAGACUGAUGUUUAAGGAAUGGAUGGCAAGUGGACAUUUCACUGUCAUUCAUCUACUUCCAUUAGCAGCACUUUUCAAUUGUGUUAUUCCUUGCAUCAUGAGCUGAUUAAGCCCAAUGGUCACAGAAUAAUUUCUAGCUACAAAGAGAAGGCAGUGCUAGUGUAGAGCAAAUAAACUGAUUCAGCUGUUGAAUAUUCAAUAUGCUAACAGAAUUUAAAAUAACAUGCUGAAGUCAGGGAAACAAGUUGAAUUCUAGCCAGUUCAAGGAAAGAAAUGCAGCUUUUAUCUGAAUUCCUACUGGUGUGUUGACAGAAGAAAAGCAAUUACGACAAAGUAACCCUCUUCUGAUAUAGCACCACACUAAUGAAAACAGUUUUCUCUAUUGACUUGUGGCAGCAGUUGCAAUCCUCAACCUGUUUCACAGUUGUUCUGGACUACUCUCAGACUUCAACUGAACUUCAUGGAAAAUAAAGGGCUGUCUCCUA
Messenger RNA from Podarcis muralis (Common wall lizard), 2203 nucleotides. RefSeq names its product fidgetin like 1 (gene FIGNL1). NCBI's taxonomy places the organism in Eukaryota, Metazoa, Chordata, Lepidosauria, Squamata, Lacertidae. Gene Ontology annotation, biological process: mitochondrial respiratory chain complex IV assembly; mitochondrial respiratory chain complex I assembly. Gene Ontology annotation, cellular component: mitochondrial inner membrane. Gene Ontology annotation, molecular function: microtubule severing ATPase activity; ATP binding; ATP hydrolysis activity. The record is from RefSeq and is a predicted model, not a curated record.